CUUCCUGCUCUGCGGGGAGUUCCCCCGGAUCCCGAGAGAGGCACGGAAAAUUGAUCGGUUAGAUUAACCGGCGAGGAAAGGGCAGGAGAGCAGGCGGGGAAGCUGCGGAGCGGAGUGUUUUGCGUAGCAGUCCCCUCCCUUCUGACUGGAGUAUUAAUUGCUACAUUACCACUGCCAUGCAAGAAAGACAGUCAGCAAAGCCUGGGAGCGCGCCAGCUCCUCCCUCCCCGCUCUGCUCCGUUUCACUCUCCUCCUCGGUGCCCUCGGCGCGCCCCGUGCCGGGCAGCGCUGCCUGAACCCUGGCACCCCGAGGCCCUCCUGUGGGUCGGACCUGAGUGGAGGAGGAAAGGACGGAGGAAGGGAGCCGACGUCGUGCCGGGCAGGCUCUCUGGAUGCAGAAGCCGGACUCACUGCAGAGGCAGCUGCACUGUUCCGGGAGAUUCUGGGGUGCGUCCCUGUCUCGGGGUUCGCCCAGGCAGGCUGCGGGCUCCGGGGGCACGCGCCGCGGAAGCCUUCCCUUCUGGGCACGGACAGCAGAGCCCGCCUCCCCUCUGCCACCACCAUGAGCGGCUGCUCCAAAAGAUGCAAGCUCGGGUUCGUGAAAUUUGCCCAGACCAUCUUUAAGCUCAUCACCGGGACCCUCAGCAAAGAUAAGAUCGAGGACGAGCUGGAAAUGACCAUGGUCUGCCAUCGGCCCGAGGGACUGGAGCAGCUAGAGGCCCAGACGAACUUCACCAAGCGGGAGCUGCAGGUCCUCUAUCGAGGCUUCAAAAACGAGUGCCCCAGCGGCGUGGUCAACGAGGAGACGUUCAAGCAGAUCUAUGCGCAGUUUUUCCCUCACGGAGACGCCAGCACGUACGCGCAUUACCUCUUCCACGCCUUCGACACCACCCAGACGGGCUCCGUGAAGUUCGAGGACUUUGUAACCGCUCUGUCCAUUUUACUGAGGGGAACUGUCCACGAGAAACUAAGGUGGACGUUUAAUUUGUACGACAUCAACAAAGACGGAUACAUCAACAAAGAGGAGAUGAUGGACAUCGUCAAAGCCAUCUACGACAUGAUGGGCAAGUACACCUACCCCGUGCUCAAAGAAGACACUCCGAGGCAGCACGUGGACGUCUUCUUCCAGAAAAUGGACAAAAAUAAAGAUGGGAUCGUGACUUUGGACGAAUUCCUUGAAUCCUGCCAGGAGGACGACAACAUCAUGAGGUCCCUCCAGCUGUUCCAAAACGUCAUGUAACUGCGGACACAGCCAUCCGGCUCUCGGAGACCUUGGACGAAGCCCACACCUGAACACCUUGCCCCGCCCCCUGCCGAUCUCACACACUGACUCCGGGGCAGGGACGCGCCCGCUCCGCUUUGGAGGAAGCCUCGGCGGAGGACUUCCCGCGGAGCCCAGGACCACGUGGCUUGGCCUCUGAUUGCCAGCUCUUCCUCCUCCCUCUCCGGAGAGAGAGACCAGACGACAUUGGAAGCAUGCUCCUCGCCUCACACCACUGCCCCGCGGGCGGUCCCUCUGCUUCAGCUUAGACAGUAGCGCUCACCUGUCCGCCCGCGUGCCCCAGCCCACCGCUGCCCAGCGCGGCCGCCCUUGGCGCACCUGGAAGCAGGACGACCUGAGCCAAGCGCACCCCAUCCUCUGCCGGCCUCCCAAACCAGCGUGCCUGUGGCCCUUCCUCCCUUUGGUGGGAAGAGUGAGUGUCCCACUGAACAACCUGAAUCUACCGCGGCCGGAUGGGGAGGGAGCGCCAGCGCUUAACCCGUCUCUGUGGGCUAGGACAGAGUUACCACGUGUGCGGCGUGGCCUGACGACCCACACCACCCACGUCCUGUGUUUCCAGGGGCCAGGGCCGACCCUUCUCUCUCACACCAGCGUCUGUGCUGGUGGUACAAAUCCCCUAACUGCCCCGGAUGGGUGCCAGCGCCUUGUGGCCUGCGUCCCCACGCCAUCUCCCGCUAGCGCCCAGCGCCGCAUGUCCCUCCCAGAAAGCCCCGAAUGCCUGCAGAUUGCUGUAAUUUUAUACCAUCUUCUA
Messenger RNA from Phyllostomus hastatus (greater spear-nosed bat), 2033 nucleotides. It is a transcript of the gene KCNIP1, whose product is annotated as potassium voltage-gated channel interacting protein 1. Gene Ontology annotation, molecular function: calcium ion binding; potassium channel regulator activity; transmembrane transporter binding. Gene Ontology annotation, cellular component: voltage-gated potassium channel complex. The transcript has 8 exons. NCBI's taxonomy places the organism in Eukaryota, Metazoa, Chordata, Mammalia, Chiroptera, Phyllostomidae. Gene Ontology annotation, biological process: regulation of potassium ion transmembrane transport. The coding region runs from base 563 to 1240 and encodes 225 amino acids. The record is from RefSeq and is a predicted model, not a curated record.